This is a messenger RNA of Cinclus cinclus, 1533 nucleotides long. It is a transcript of the gene NEU4, whose product is annotated as neuraminidase 4. NCBI's taxonomy places the organism in Eukaryota, Metazoa, Chordata, Aves, Passeriformes, Cinclidae. Gene Ontology annotation, cellular component: lysosome; cytoplasm; membrane. The coding region runs from base 31 to 1533 and encodes 500 amino acids. Gene Ontology annotation, molecular function: exo-alpha-sialidase activity. The transcript has 3 exons. The record is from RefSeq and is a predicted model, not a curated record. Gene Ontology annotation, biological process: ganglioside catabolic process; oligosaccharide catabolic process.
AGCCCACCGCAUCCUUCUGCUGCAGCUGCCAUGGGCUCUCGGCACUUCCCGGCCCGGACCGUGCUCUUCGAGAAGGAAUCCAACGGUGUCACCUAUCGUGUGCCCGCCCUGCUCUACCUGCCCUGCGUGGCCAAGCUGCUGGCGUUUGCCGAGGAGCGGCUCAGCGCCGACGAUGCCCACGCCAACCUGCUGGUGCUGCGCCGCGGCACCAUCUACGGCAGCUACGUGGAGUGGGAAGACAUGCGUGUGCUGGAAACGGCAACGCUGCAGCACCAUCGGUCAAUGAACCCCUGCCCACUCUACGAUGAGCUCACAGGAACCCUCUUCCUCUUCUUCAUCACGGUGCUGGGCAGGACACCCGAAGCCUACCAGAUCGUCACUGGCCAAAAUGUCACCCGCCUCUGCUGUGUCACCAGUGCUGACCAGGGCCUGAGCUGGAGCACAGCCACAGACCUGACGCAGCAGGUCAUUGGCGCAACCAUCAAAGACUGGGCGACGUUCGCGCUGGGCCCCGGCCACGGGAUCCAGCUGCGUUCCGGCCGGCUGCUGGUGCCCGCCUACAGUUACCACAUUGACUGCAAGGAGUGCUUUGGGCAGCUCUGCAAGACCACCCCGCACUCCUUCGCCUUCUACAGCGACGACCACGGCCGCGGCUGGCGCUUCGGGGAGUUCAUCCCCAACCUGCAGACGGGCGAGUGCCAGCUGGUCUCAGUGGAUGAGGAGGACGGAUCCAAUGUUCUCUACUGCAACGCCCGCAGCCCCUUGGGCUUCAGGGUCCAGGCGCUCAGCACGGAUGACGGGGCCGUCUUCCACAGGGGGCAGCUGGUCCAGCGGCUGGUGGAGCCCCCCCAUGGCUGUCACGGCAGUGUCAUUGGCUUCCCCGCACCACUGGUGUAUGUCCCCACCGCCUCCCGGGACACCGGGAUGCCCCUCCGGGGCUCGGCUCGCCGACUGCUCCCUGGGGUGCUCUGGGGGCUUGGGCACCUGCCCACCCGACAGGCAGGAGGUGCUGAGCUCUCCAUUGGCAACCACCAUGAACCAGAUGAGCCCAAUGAGGAUUUUCCUACCCCGGGGCAUCACGAUGAUGCUCACAGCGUCACCUUGGUCCAGGAGGACUCUGCAGCAACUCCCAGCCCCACUCCCUUCUUCCAAGCACCAACAUGGAUCCUCUACUCCCACCCCACCAGCUCCAUGUCACGGGUCAACAUGGGGGUUCACCUGAGCACCUUCCCCAGGGAUGCAGACAGCUGGACAGAGCCCUGGGUCAUCUACGAGGGCCCGAGCGCUUACUCAGACCUGGCUUACCUGGAGCUGCCCUACAGGGACGCGCCGGUGGCCGGUGGCACGGCCGUCGCCUUCGCCUGCCUCUAUGAGAACGGCAUGAGGUCUCCCUAUGAGCAGAUCUCCUUCAGCAUGUUCACACUGCACGACGUGCUCCAGAACAUCCCCCUGAGAGCUGCUGCUCCCCGGCGGGGCCGCGGCCCCACGCGCCACCGAGGGAAGAGGAGGCGAAGGAGCUGCCUCAUCUCCUAG